Messenger RNA from Vicia villosa (hairy vetch), 1032 nucleotides. RefSeq lists its product as uncharacterized. The record is from RefSeq and is a predicted model, not a curated record. The transcript has 6 exons. NCBI's taxonomy places the organism in Eukaryota, Viridiplantae, Streptophyta, Magnoliopsida, Fabales, Fabaceae. The coding region runs from base 1 to 1032 and encodes 343 amino acids.
AUGGUAUCAGAGACGGUCGCUCCGUCUGGCCAAGUGUCGAGUUGUAGUAUGAUAGGAGUUGAGAUGGAUGGAAGGAAUGAUGUCGCGAUUGCUACUGCUUUGGAAGCAUUGGCUCAAGCUUUGCAGAACCAACCAAAUGCAGAUGAAUAUGGUGUAUCUCUCGAGGCUGAUGACUGGUGGCUAGAGACUCGUCGUAGGUUGGAGGAUGUAGGUGAGGAGAUCUCUUGGGUUGUGUUCCAUGGAGAGUUUCUGAGAAAGUAUUAUCCUGAGGAUGUUCGGGGUAAGAAGGAGAUUGAAUUCCUUGAGUUGAAGCAAGGGAACAAAUCUGUUGUUAAGUAUGCUGCUAAGUAUGUGGAAUUGGCUAAAUUUUAUCCGCAUUAUAAUAAGAUUAAGAAAGCUGUUAGUUACCAGAAGAUCCGUGUCUUUGCGGAGUUGGUUGAUUGUUGUCGCAUCUAUGAGGAGGAUAGUAAUGUGUAUUAUAAGAUAGUAACCGAGAGGAGAGAUCAUGCCGAGCAUUUGAAGUUGGUAUUGCAAGUUUUGAAAGAGAAUAAGUUGUAUGCUAAGUUGUCCAAGUGUGAGUUUUGGUUGAAAGAAGUUAGCUUUCUUGGCCAUGUCAUUUCUGGUGAUGGCAUUGUUGUGGAUCCGUCUAAAGUUGAUACUGUGUUGAGAUGGGAGACUCCUAAGUCGGCUACCGAGAUUAGAAGCUUUCUGGGAUUAGCCGGUUAUUAUAGAAGGUUCAUUGAAGGAUUCUCUAAGUUGGCACUUUCGUUAACAAAGUUGACUUGCAAGAGUAAGGCCUUUGUGUGGGAUCUUCAAUGUGAAGAGAUUUUUAUCGAGUUGAAGAAGAGGUUGACGUCGGCACAGAUUUUGAUAUUACCUAAUCCGAAAGAAUUGUUUGUGGCUGAUAAUCUAACAUAUGGUUUUAUACGGGCUAACCAUGAACCUAAUGCUAAGAUCAUCAAUAUGGAAGAACUUCAUCCUUUUAAUGAACAAGGAUUUAUACUAGUCUUAAGGGAAGUUCAACCAUAUUAA